UAUAUAUACACACACGAAACUUUAGAGGUUAUGGUCUACAAGGUCAAAUUAGUUUUGUUUUCAUUUUCAAUAAAGAUUGUGAUCAUUUGGCGACUAGUUUUGUAUCGCUGUUGAAUAGCUUUGCGUUAUAAUUGCCUCACUAAUAUUUACAUUUACGUAUUACUGUUUAUUACUGAUCAAUAAAAAGUUAAAUAAUGGAAGGAACGAGUGAAAAAAAGAAGAAAGUAUGGACUGAUGAAGAGCGAUUAGAACUUGCUUCGAAAUUAGAUACAGAGCUUGACGAAUAUAUAAGUAAUUUGGAAAAGAAAAGUUAUACUGAAGGAUGGCCAGAAGAUCGGUGGGACGAGGAAAUGGAAAAACAUCCAUUUUUCAUGAAAAAGGCACCAGAACCUGGAGAAAAACUUUCUCCAUUGAUGGAGGGUCUAUUACAGCUCAAAUAUGGAGAAGAUGAGAAUACACCUGAGGAACUUGCAAACAAUUAUAAAGAAGAUGGAAAUUUCAAUUUUAAACAUAAAAAGUAUAGAUUAGCUAUUGUGAGUUACACAGAAGGAAUAAGAACUAAAUGCAAAGAUACUAAUUUAAUGGCUCAGCUUUAUAAUAAUAGAGCUGCUGCACAUUAUAUGCUAAAAAAUUUUAGAUCAAGCUUAAAUGAUUGCAAGCUUGCACUGAAAUUAACACCAAAGUAUAUAAAAGUUUCGAAGAGAGCUGCCAAUUGUUGCUUUCAUGUAAAAAAUUAUGAGCAAUGUAUUGACUUUUGCAAUGAAAUACUAAAAGAAUGUCCCAACAACGACAUGUCAUUACGCUUAAAAUCACAAGCAAUAGCUGCAGGAGAACAAUUGAAAAUAGAGCAAAGAAACCAAGAUAAAUUAGAAAAGAAAUUAGAUAAAGGAAAAGAAGACUUAUUAACUAUAAUAAGAAGCAGGGGUGUUAAUUUAGAAUUGAUUGAAGGAAAAAGAAUUCCAGUUUUAAAGGAUUUAGAGCCUCAAACGCCACAGGUAGCACAGAGUAGGGUCCAUCUGGAUGCACAAAAUAAACUGAUUUGGCCAGUCAUGAUUUUAUAUCCAGAAAUGCAGCAAACAGAUUUUAUACAAAAUUUUCAUGAAGACGCAUCGUUAUUAGAACAAUUGGAACAAGUGUUUAGCGUACCACCUGAAUGGGAUUCAGAGGAACGUUAUACCAUUGAAAACAUAAAUGUUUAUUUUGAGGGGAAAGAUAAAUGUUCUUUGCACAAGGUGAACAUCUGCCAAUCUCUAGGGAAAAUAUUGCAGGAUAAGCAGUAUAUAGUGCGCGGAGGAACGCCGACAUUUUUAGUACUUGUUAACUCCAGCGAAGCAGAAAAGCGAUUUUUAGCUAAUUAUUCAAUACAUUAUCUGUAAAUGUGUUUCUAAAAAAUCAACAUACCUGUUAAUAAUUAAUAAUUAGAUUACGAAUGUUUACAUAGAUUCAUAUAUUUGUUAACAUAAUUAAAAAAAUGGAAUUUAGUUAGAAAUCUAUUUCAAUUGUU
Messenger RNA from Frieseomelitta varia, 1504 nucleotides. RefSeq names its product DNA polymerase interacting tetratricopeptide repeat-containing, protein of 47 kDa (gene Dpit47). The transcript has 6 exons. Gene Ontology annotation, molecular function: Hsp90 protein binding. The record is from RefSeq and is a predicted model, not a curated record. The coding region runs from base 195 to 1376 and encodes 393 amino acids. NCBI's taxonomy places the organism in Eukaryota, Metazoa, Arthropoda, Insecta, Hymenoptera, Apidae.